UUGUUGUGUUGACUUUGCUGAAAUCCAGCAUUAUUAAAAUGGACACAUUACAAUCAGUAGGAUCAACGUCGACUUUCUCCGACUUAUGCUUAGACGCUCUUGAAGACAUCAUUGACGAACUAUCAAUCGGAGUUGUUUUCGAAGUUCAUCGAAGUAUAAAGUUAAACUAUUUCCAUCUAGACGAUAUGUUCAGCUCUGCUUCUUCUUCAAUUAACGCACCAACAGUCGAAACUGAUCCUCAAAUUAGAAUUGAAUCCAUUCCUAAAUUACCAUUGUGCACGCUACCGUACUGUGACAUUUUCGGCAUGCCUCUAAAUCAGAAGAAACAAAUCGAUUGCUCGUGUCCAAAUUGUGGACGGAUGGUUGCGGCUACCCGCUUAGCUCCUCAUCUUGAAAAGUGUAUGGGUAUGGGACGAAGCAGUAGUAGAAUUGCGAGCAGAAGACUUACCCAGAUGAGUGGCAAUCAUGGCAACAAUAGUGCAAGUAUGAAUCAUGGCGGGGAUCCCGGAAUGUUGGAUGCUUUUGGGCUGAAUGAGUUAACGAGGAAUUCAAACUCGCCCUCGAGCGGUAGUGAAAAGGCAUCGUCGAGUCAUAAAAACCAGCGUGUGAAAAGUAAAAAGGGCACAAUGGGCGUGUCUAGUUCGGAGGGGGGCGAUAGUUACCCGAUGAAGAAGAAAAAAGUGGGAGGCAGUCAGCAGAAACUGUACAAGGAGGCGGUCAAAAUUGUGAAUUCGGCCAACUCGUACCCGGAGUAUCUGGCGCUCGACGCGGAUCACUGUCAGAAAGUGUUGCUGAGCCUGUGUGGUGUAGUCGAUCCUUCCAGUCUCAUGAAUGAACACUCCAAAAUGUGUCGCAAAUCACUCAAGUGCAAAUUACAUACGGAUUAUCAACGUCUGGAGCUCCGCAACUCCGUCCUUGAGUCGGAAGAGUUCGUGGUUGACCCUCAAAGGUCAAAGGUCACUGAAUCGAGAAUCAGAAACUCAGAUUCUAUGAACGAGGUGUUUGGAGAUUUUGACAUUGAACCCCAAGAUGACUCGAUUGGCGAAAGUUCGAACUUACUUGACCCCGGAGAUAAUAUUGGAAACGUGUUUGAUAAUUUGAGCAAUUGGGGGACAAAAUCUGUGAUUGAACCCGAACAUGGAAUCCCAACUUACCCCUCGAAUGUGUUUCAAGUGGACACUGAUUUCAAUACUUCGAUAUCGUUUUUGGCAUCUAAGAAAGACGAGAUUCCAGUUCCUGAGAUUUUAGAUGUCGGACUGUCUUCUAGAGGCAAGGGAAUGGAGCAGAUUAGUCCCUCAAAGGGAAAAGCGAAGAGCUCCAAAAAACAGAAGAGGAAAUAGAUUUAUUUGUCGAAAAUACUAUAAAUAUUUAGAUGUUUACCUACUAGAAAUCAGUUCUUAAAAAAACCAUACGAAACAUUUUUCGGAUGAUAUAAGUAAAA
This is a messenger RNA of Symsagittifera roscoffensis, 1441 nucleotides long. Its product is annotated as ataxin-7-like protein 3. Gene Ontology annotation, molecular function: transcription coactivator activity. The coding region runs from base 39 to 1340 and encodes 433 amino acids. Gene Ontology annotation, cellular component: SAGA complex; DUBm complex. The transcript is spliced from 2 exons. Gene Ontology annotation, biological process: regulation of transcription by RNA polymerase II; positive regulation of DNA-templated transcription. Lineage: Eukaryota; Metazoa; Xenacoelomorpha; Acoela; Convolutidae. The record is from RefSeq and is a predicted model, not a curated record.